Messenger RNA from Cryptomeria japonica (Japanese cedar), 423 nucleotides. RefSeq lists its product as uncharacterized. Bases 1 to 423 code for a protein of 140 amino acids. The record is from RefSeq and is a predicted model, not a curated record. The transcript has 3 exons. Lineage: Eukaryota; Viridiplantae; Streptophyta; Pinopsida; Cupressales; Cupressaceae.
AUGCUAGAGGACCUGGAACUGCAACUUAGUCAACCGAAUCAACGACUAGCUAAGAUGCUUCCAAAGGUUCAAAAGGUGGGUCUGGGUCUCGAUCUGGAUAUGGGUAAACAACUGAUUGGAUCUCGAUCUGGAACACGAGCAUCGGACUCCAAAGCACGAUCACGAAGGUCAGACUCUCUACCACGAUCAUCUGGUUCUUCAUCUGGAACAUCUGGUGCUUCUGUUCGGUCAACUGGGUCAACUGCUACUGCUGCUUCUGGAACUGGAUCUACUUCUGCUUCAUAUACAUCAAUAGCUGCUGGAACAUCUGACUCUUCAUCUCGAGAAUUAGGUUCUUAUGCUCGAGAAGCAAAGACUGAAUCCCGAUCAUCACGAACAGCAGGCUUUGGCUCUCUUACUGGUCAGGAUGCUGGUCCUGCUUAG